Molecule: messenger RNA, 3912 nt
Organism: Durusdinium trenchii
Lineage: Eukaryota; Dinophyceae; Suessiales; Symbiodiniaceae
Source: the annotation of a GenBank genome assembly
AUGUCGCGCAAAGCGAAAGUGGUGCCCAGCGAGAAAGAGAGCUGGGACCGACCACGCUAUUUUGUGUUUAGCAGGGGCUAUGGCCCACCGAAAGCCAACCUGAUUGGAGCGUCCCCGGAGAAAGGGGAGAUUCUUGUGCUGCUCCAUCUUCCCGAAAAGUCAGAGAUCACUGAAGACAAGCUCCAAGCAUGCAAAGAAGUGCUGGCGCAGAUGAAGCAACUCUUUGGAAGAAGCGGCACCUCCGUGCCACGUGCUGUCAUUUUGCUGGACUUGUAUCCCACCUGCGCUGGCAUGUCCGAAUCCAUUGCCAAAGUGCUGGACGAUGAAGGCGCAGCUGAGAAGCUCCAGAAAGGCAUCGCCACCAAAGCCGCGCGGGCCCUGGAACGGCUUUGUUUACAUGGCGCCACCUUAGUCGCCCCAGAGGGAACCGCACAGCUGGCCUUGAAGUUACUGUGUAGUUCUCGUUUGCUCCCUGGUGCCGUGCAGCGCUUAGUCUUGAUUCAUCCACGCCUGCCCGCGUCCUGUGUGAACCACACGCUCACCGUGAAGUCGCAGCUCUCCGAAAGCCUCCAGGUGAUCUUCGACUCCGAACUCACACAGCAGAAGCGCCUCGUCGCCCUGCAGGGCGCCUUCCGCGCCGUGACGCACGCCGUCUGCGAGGACCUCACCACCGCCCUGGCGCGCGGCCUGGGCGGAGGCGAGGAGGUGAAGGAAGACGGCGCGGUGAACGAGGAGCUGGGAGAAGUGAUGUUUGUGAGUCAAUUGACCAUUGAGGUGGAUCCCCGAAGCAAACAGCUCAGGGCUGACUUGGAAGAUAUCACUUCAAUGGUGGAUUUGGAUGAGACGCCAGUGGAAAACGGUCCAGAGGAUGUAACUGCCCAAGCGAACGAAGUGGCGGCCUUCGUUGUUCGUGGCAAUCGCUGCAUUCUGAUCAGAAGCUUGGGCAGCCCACCACAAUGGCAGGGCAUGCGCAUUCCCUCCAUCGAAGCCGGGGCAGAUGAGGAAGUGAUACGGACAGCCUUCCGCUCUGUGGAAGAGUUCUGUGAGGUAGAAGGCUCGGAGAUAGAUCAACUUCCAGUGCCUCCUAUAGCUCUUUAUGGAAGCCAUGGCAACCGUAUAGACAUGAUUUGCUUCAGAGCUGUCCAUCCACCAGCAGGCCCUUUGGAGGAGUAUGACGUUUCAGACCACGAGGAUCUCUAUGAUUGGUACACUUGGCCCAGAGCUCUGCAUGCUUUGAGCCAGCGACCUAAUGAGGUCCGCGCUCUGCACACUGCGGCGUUGGUCUUGGCCAAUGCAGCAGCGGCAGGUGUCCUUCCCAUCGAGCAUGGGGGCGUGUUUGGACAGGAGUGGACCGAGAGCAUCUUGAGCCUUCCGAGCAUGAAGCCGCCUGAGGCGGACUUCAAGAGCGCCAUCGAGCUGUCCACGCUGUCCACGCCUACUCGAAAGCUUCCGGUGACGGUGCUUUCAGGCUUCCUGGGCGCGGGCAAAUCCACCUUGCUGCACCAUUUGCUGGGAAACCGCGAGGGUUUAAAGAUCGCUGUCAUCGUAAAUGACAUGGCCUCGGUGAACGUGGACGCCAUACAGCUGGAUGGAGCCAAGUUGCUCCGUCAAGACGAGCAGAUGAUUGAACUCUCCAAUGGUUGCAUUUGCUGCACCCUCCGUGAGGAUCUACUGCUUGGAUUGAGAUCGUUGGCCAAAGAGGAGCAGUUCGACUACGCCCUGGUGGAAUCCUCCGGCAUUUCCGAACCGCUGCCCGUGGCCGAGACCUUCACCUUCGAAGACAACGGGACCUCCCUGAGCCAGGUGGCGCAGCUGCAGAACCUCGUCACCGUGGUGGAUUGCUCCACCUUUUUGAAGGAGAUGUCUAGCCAAGAGGCCUUGAGCGACCGCCAGUGGCAGGCGGAUGAGGAGGAUCAGCGAGGGAUUGCUGGAUUGCUCUUCGACCAAGUGGAGUUUGCAGACAUGAUUUUGCUGAACAAAGUAGAUCUCGUGUCCCCGGCGGACCUGGCAAAGAUUCGGGCCUUGAUCGGCAAGAUCAACCAGGAGGCUGAGAUCAUGGAGACCAACUUCUGCAAGCUUGCUCCGCGCAGCAUCUUCGAGGUGGCCAGGUUCAACCUCCCCAGUGCGGAAGCCAAUCCGAAAUGGCUGGCGGAGGCGCGGCACGCCGAGCACGUGCCCGAGUCCGUGCAGUACGGCAUCAACUCCUUCAUCUUCCGCAGCCGACGACCCUUCCAUCCCCAACGGCUCUAUGGGGCGAUGGAGAACAAGACACGAGGCGAUGGAGAUGGAGCACUGGAGCAGGUGGUGCGAAUGAAGGGGAUUGUUUGGUUGGCUUGUCACAAUGAUACGCAGUUGACGGCCUCGUUCGCAGGUUGUAAGUUCAACGUCGCUUUGGGCCCUCUCUGGUGGGCAGUGGUGCCCCGUGAAGAAUGGCCAGAAGGGCUGGAGGGUGAAAUCAAACCCUUGUGGGACGAGAAAGUGGGCGAUCGGCAGAAUGAGAUUGUUUGCAUUGGAAUUCACAUGGAUCAAACUGCUGUGAUGGCAGCACUGGAAGAGUGCCUCCUCACAGCAGAAGAGUUGGCACUGGGGCCCGACCAGUGGUCCCAGUGGGAGGAUCCGUGGUGCGUCGAAGAUCUGGAUGAGAUGGAGAACACAGAGACACACCAUCAUGGGCACAGCCAUGGCGGACCCGCUCAAGAGCCGGCUCGGCACCGCGUGUGCUGGGCAGGCAAGGUGGCCGACGGAUGGAGCGAUGACGCCGUGGAAGGAGAGAUUUCUUCCGACCUGCCAGCUGGGAAAAAGACAAACGUGCUGGCAAUGCGGGGAUGGUGGGGUGGUUGUGACUUCCACUCUUUACCUUUUGACUUCUCACGCCACUUUGGGGCAGUGCUAGUGCCGGCUGGCUUCAGACGUUUCAAUUUGUUCAACGAUUCUUUGGUGAUGAUUUCCACUGCUCGAGCCUUAGCAGUGUUGCUGCCCGUGGCCUUGAUGAGGCUGUUGACCUUAGCCACCGCGGCAGCCUGGUUGUUGCUGACGGAGCUUCUUUGCUUGCCACUCUCGAUCAUCCCAAUUUUGAGGCGGCCUGUGCAGUCACUCAUGACCUACGCCGGCUGCUGCCUGGCCAUGAUCGGCUUGGGCUUCUGGUUCGUCGCCGGCGGCAAUCAAGUGGCAGAUCAUCGAAGGCUGAAACUGGUUCCUCCCAAGGUGAGCCGAUCCUUUUGCUUCGACGCACAACGGGGUUGCCUGGUGAUCGCCAACAUGCAGGGCUUGACCGAUGUCUUGUACCUUGGAAUGAAGCUGUGUCCUGUCUUCGUGUUUCCAGCGGCUGACGGGACGCCCGUGGCCUAUUCGCUACUGGGCGCCCUUCGCCGGGCCAGUAGCGACCCUCCACCGGCGCCGGCCUCCAAGCAAACGCUGGCUGACAUUGCCAAAGCUGCACAUGCAGGUUGGAGUGGGCCGGUGGUCGUCUUUGCCGAGGGAGCUCGCACCAACGGAAGUGCCAUCUUGGCCUGGAAGCCGGAAACCUUCGCUGGUUUGGAGGCGAUGGACAAGCCUCAUGGCACCGCCCUGGUGGCCUUGGAGUAUUCCAAGGGCGGCGCCUACACGCCGCAUCACACGGUGGGAGAUGUGGUUCGGCAUGUUCUGCAUCUUUGCCUGCAGCCUUUCCACAUCGUCAAGGCCUGUUGGCUCCCCGCCUGCGACGUGGCGGUGGCCGUGAAGGGCAAGUCCCUGGCGGAGUCCACGGCCUUGCUGCGCACGGUUCUCUCAAGGAUGCUUCCAGGGGCCGUGGAAGUGGAAGUCAAUGCCAACAAGCAUCGAGACUUCAUGGAGUUCUGGGAUGCUGCGCAGCAGAAGGGCUACACAAAAGCAUCGAAGCCCACAUCGAAGUCGAAAGCAUCCAAGUUGUCCUGA